AUGUCGCGGGUUGACAAUUUAACUGUCGCGCCGGGUUCACCGGAUGUCAUGAAGGCGGUGCUUAAGUCUGGGCGCAAAAAGGAGCACAAUGUCAUUGUGCCUUCCUCCGCACUGACCAUUCGAGAAAUUCAGGAGAAAAUUCCGGUAAAGUACUUUGAACGCAACACCACCCGGAGCGUCAUGUUUCUUUUACGCGACCUUGCACAGGUGGCGUUGACGUACGCUAUUAUGCACGCCGUCGUCUUGCCACUUGCCACUUCCAUGGAGGUUUCUGCAGCAAGAACGGUGGCCGACGGUGGGGCGUUAUCAUUGAUGACAGGUACAGCCAUGACGACAGCGGCGUGGCUUUUAAAGGGAGUGUUGUGGGCGGUGUUUUGGUUUGUACAGGGACUUAACGGCACUGCGCUUUGGGUCCUGGCUCACGAAUGCGGCCAUCAGGCGUUCAGCCCCAUGAAAGGGUUGAAUGACGCCGUUGGCAUGAUUUUGCACUCUGCGCUGCUCGUGCCGUACCACAGCUGGCGCAUCACCCACGGCGGCCACCACAAACACACGAAUCACCUCACGAAGGAUCUUGUGUUUGUUCCAGAGAAACGAAACUCGGUUGUGGAGCUCGUGGAGGAUGCACCGCUGGUGUCAUUAAUUCAAACUUUGAUAAUUUUUCUCUUUGGUUGGCCGGCACAUCUUCUUUUUAAUGCCUCUGGACAGGAAUUUGGCCGACUCGCGUGCCACUUUGACCCCGGCGCCCCAUUUUUCCGCAGCGAAGACCGCCACGAUGUUGUCCUGUCGAAUGUUGGGAUUGUCAGCGCGUUAUUUGUCAUUUUCUCCAGCGUUUACCGCUUUGGCUUUACAAAUGUCUUCUACUGGUACAUUGUACCGUACCUCUGGGUGAACUUUUGGCUUGUGUACAUCACAUACCUGCAGCACACGGAUAUACGCAUUCCUCACUACACACAUGAGCACUGGACGUUUGUUCGCGGUGCAUUGGCGGCUGUGGACAGGGACUACGGCUUUGUCCUUAACACAUGGCUCCAUCACAUCAAUGAUUCCCACGUGGUACAUCACCUUUUUAGCAAAAUUCCACACUACAACGCAAUCCAGGUGACAAGAAAGUACAUUCGUGAGAUACUGGGUGCCACAUACAUUACGGAUGAGAGGUCACUGUGGAAGAUGCUCUGGGAACAGCGUAGAGAGUGCCGCUAUGUUGUUCCCGCAGAGGGCGUCUGUGUCUUUCAUGGGUAA
Trypanosoma cruzi is the source of this 1239-nucleotide messenger RNA. Its product is annotated as fatty acid desaturase, putative. NCBI's taxonomy places the organism in Eukaryota, Euglenozoa, Kinetoplastea, Trypanosomatida, Trypanosomatidae. The transcript has a single exon. Gene Ontology annotation, molecular function: oxidoreductase activity. The record is from RefSeq and is a predicted model, not a curated record. The coding region runs from base 1 to 1239 and encodes 412 amino acids. Gene Ontology annotation, biological process: lipid metabolic process.